Molecule: messenger RNA, 6408 nt
Organism: Didymodactylos carnosus
Lineage: Eukaryota; Metazoa; Rotifera; Eurotatoria; Philodinida; Philodinidae
Source: the annotation of a GenBank genome assembly
AUGAAUGAACAUUCAUGUAUUCAUUGGAUAAUGAUAUUAUGUUUUCUUUUUAUCCUUGGUUAUUAUCCAAUUCUUUCUCUAUUUCAACGAAAUUGUUUAAUAAUCGAACGUUUUUCAUCGGCAUUAUUGUUAAUUCUUUUUUUUCUUUUCUGUUUACAAUUAUCUCCAGUAUCUACUUCAUUAUAUGUUCGUUACAUCGAUCAAACUUCAAAUGUUACUCAUUUAAUUUAUUAUUCACAAUUAAAAUGGUUAUAUGUUGCAUCAAUUGGUACUAUAGCCAUAUACGAUCAAAAUUUAACACUUUUACAAACAACAUCAGUAAAACAUACAUAUACGAACGAUUUAGAUUUAUGUAUAAUAAAUCCAUGUCAAUGUUUAAAAAAAAAUAUUAGUUAUCAUUCAAUUUAUAAUAGUGAUACAAUAGGUAAAAAAUAUCGUCGUCAAACAUUACCAUCAAAAACAUCAUCUUAUUUUUCAUCAGCCAUGCAAUCAUUAUUACGACCAGAAUUAUUUAAUAUUCCACCAUUAUCACUCAUUUAUUCAUCAUUAUUAAAAAAUCGUAUUGAUAAAAAUAAUUAUAAUUUAGCAUUUUAUCUUGAAACAGAACAACAAUUAUAUUCAACACCAUAUUUAAUUGAUUGUUGGUCACUACAACAAGGUACAUGUAUUCUACGAAAUGCUUUAAAUUUAACUGAUAUCUAUUAUGAACAAAAAUUUAAUUCGGAUAAACUUGAACAACCAGAAAGAUUUUUAUUUAAUACAAAUCCAACAAUUCCAAAUCAUAUUUAUCCAUUUCGUUUAAAAUUUGAAUCAUGUACAAAUGAUACUGUUUAUUUAUUUCUAACAUCAACGUUACGAAAAAGUAUUUUAAUGACAAAUGAAGAAAUGGUUAAUAAUUCGACAAAUUUAUUCUAUCUUCAGUGUUUAGAACAAUCACAACAGCGUACAUUGGCUUUGAGAGUAUUAGUACACGAUCAGAAAAAUGAAUUAAAACAAAAAUGGGCAUCUACAGAAAUCAUGGUACCAAUUGAAACAUCAAAAACAGUAACUAUAAAUCAAACAGUAACAUCAUAUAUAAAUGUUGUUGAACAGGAUAAUAAUGAUAAAAAAAUGACAUCUUCUGGACCAUUUAUGAAUAUAAAUGAUUAUUGUCAUGAUACAUUUUCUGUUAUACGUUCAAUAUAUACCGAUUUUUUUGAACAAGAAUCUUCGGAUAAAUUUCGAUUAUUUCAAGAUGUUAUUUAUGAUAAAAAUGAUUCGGCUCUUUACGUAUUUACAAAUCAAUAUCAAAAAUCUAAACAGUCUUAUGUAAGUAAGAUAAUACGUUUAUGUGAGGGAAUGAUAUCGUUUCGUCAUUAUGUUGAAAUAACAUUGAACUGUGGAAUAAAUUAUACUCUCAUACAAAAAGUAAAAAUGAUUACAUUAAAAAAUGGUAAACAAUAUAUUUUAACAGUAGUAUCUACAGCAAAUAAUGCACAUAGUAUUGAACCAAGUCAACGUUCAGCAAUAUGCAUUUAUGAUUUGGAUAUGAUAAGAAAUGCAUUUGUUCAAAAUAUUAUCGAUUUAUCAAAAGGAAAUGUUUCAUUGGGAAUGUCUUGGCUUCAUGGAGAAUCUGUUAUUCCACAGUAUGCCACACCCUACGCUAAUCUUGCUCGUUGUUCAACAACUCGAGAUAUCAGUUAUUUAAUGAUUUAUGAGGGUCAUCAACCAAUUUCAUCUCAACCAUUGAUUACAUUUGAUUCUGAUCACUUAACAUCAAUUGAGGCAAUGGUAAUCAAUAAUUACGUUGUAGCAAUAUGUGGAACAUCUGGAGGAAAAGUGAAAAAGAUCAGCAUUCAAAUAUUAAAGAAGAAAGCAUAUCAAUUUGAAGAAUUAUUUGUUCAUUAUGGUCAACCAGUACUUCGACAUUUAGCAUUGGAUGAAGAUGGACGAUUUUUAUAUGGCGCAACAAAAACAAGAUUAUUCGUAGUUGAUUUACACGAUUGUGAUCGUCAUAAAACAUGUUUUUCUUGUUUAUCAAUUCAAAAUCCGUAUUGUGGUUGGGUAACAAUAGUGAACAGAUGUACUGUGAGGACAAAUGAUAGUAGUGAAGAACGUCGAUUUGGAUGGUUGCAAAUAAAAGAUAGUUGUCCAAAUAUUGUCCAAAUUGAUCCGGCAGCCAUAUCUAUAGCGAGAUCAAAAAAUCUAAAGCUCAAAGUUGAAAAUAUACCCGAAGAUCGUUCAGCGUUAUAUUCUUGUUCAUUUGUCAAGAAUGCCGAUGAGAUAUUUUAUAGUUCAAAUGCUACUGUUCGUGAUGAUAUGCAUAUUGAAUGUAUAUCUCCUCCAAAUCAAAAUAUUCUCGUACAUUUAGAAACGGUACUUCUGAGACUAAUGUACAAUGAUUUUCUACUCGCUGAAACAAAUGUCACUUCCUAUGAUUGUUCACAAUAUCUCAGUUUAGCUGCACAAAUUGUCUGGAUAACAUUUAUGAGUACCAAAACAGAUCCAGGAAAUAUUUGUCCACGUUACAAAACAUCACUAUCUGAUUUUUAUAUUUCAAACGGUGAAACACUUCAUAUUGGAAGUCAAAAUGUGACAGUAGAAACGAGCAGUUUACAUCCGUUACAACAAUAUUUUCAAUGUGUUUUGAAAUUGACAAAUGAUUCAACAGCGUUAGCAGUUUCAGCAUUGUUGUUAAAUGAAACAUAUUUGAUUUGUGAUUCAUUUAAAAUUUCAUACAACGAAAAUAUUGGAAAACAAAAGUAUACAUUUAAUAUUGAAUGGAAAGAAUGUCCAGAAUGCGAUUAUAAAGUACUUGAACGUGAAGGAAAUUUUACCGUGAACGUCUAUAAAUGCCGCUAUAUGUCUGAUUCUUGUGGUUCGUGUAUAUUGUUGGAAGAUUAUUAUAAUUGCAUAUGGUGUGAAAAAGACAAAUCAUGUUUGAACGCAAAAUUGUCUAAUUGUGAUCAAAAUCAAGUAGUGAGUGCUGCAAUAGGCACUUGUCCCGAUCCAAGAAUAUUAGAAAUUGUUCCUUUGUAUGGUCCAUUAAACGGGCAAACACCAAUUAAAGUCUAUGGUACAAGUUUAGGAAAGAAAAUGGAUGAUAUUCGUGCUAUAUUAAUUUAUGAAAAUCGUACAGAAUAUUCCUGUAUAAUUAAAUCUGAUUUUUAUAUCAUUUCCCAAGCAUUUUUAUGUUCACCAAUUGAACAAUUGCCAAUUGGACUAUAUAUAUUGAAAGUAAUUGUAAAAUCUGUCAUCAGUAAAGAUCGUCCAAUAUUUCGAAUUGUGCAACCGAGUAUAUCAGCAGUUUAUCCGACAUUGGGUCCACGUUCCGGCGGUACAAUAUUAUCUAUAAACGGAAAAUAUUUAACAGUAGGUAAUAAAAUACAGAUAUACGUUGGGACACAAGAAUGUAUUUUAUUAAAUGAAAAAAAUGAUAAAAAAUAUUUAUUUUCGGACGAUACUGUUUCUGUUGAAAAAUUAGAUAUUGUUGAUAAUGAAAUAAUACAAUGUCGUACAACAAAAUUAUCAACAUUAUCUCACAUUGAUGAAGUUCUAUAUCACGAACGUUCAAAAGUCUCGAAACGACAAACUUUAUGGACUGGAACAAUAUCAGUAUUUAUCGAUAAUUUUACUGAAACCUAUACAAAUUUAACAUAUUCCUACAUUGAAGAUCCAAGUAUCUAUAAUUUAAGUCGCUAUACAAGUAUAGAGAGUGGUGGAUUACCAAUUUUUGUUUAUGGAAAAAAUCUACAUUCAAUACAAUUACCGAAAAUUUUUCUACAGUACAAUAAUAAAAGUGAAGAAUACUCUGAUAAUUGUACUGUGAACAACUCUGAAGUCAUGUUAUGUUAUAGUCCUGCACUUAAUUUGUCUAUUUUUAAUCUAUUAUCAUCAUCAAUAUCUUCGACAACAAUACAGACGACUACUUCUUCGAUUGUAACACGAUUCAAUUCUGAAAGAAUGCAAAGAGAUAUUCAAUGUAUUGAAUUUAAAUUUGGUUUUAUUAUGGAUGAUGUGGAAAAAGUUCGAAAUACAUCAACAUUUUUAGAAACAUUUUUAUUAUGUCCUGAUCCUGAAAUUUAUCCAUUUUCAAAUAAUGGUAUAAGAAUUCAGUAUCAAUAUGAAUAUUUGACUAUUGAUGGAUCAAAUUUACUUGAUGGACUAAUAGCCGAAGAUUAUACAAUAACUGUAGGUAAUUGUCGAUGUAAUGUUACAUCUAUUAGUGAAAAACAAAUCGUUUGUCUACCACCUAAUCGAACAACAUUAGGAAUACGAGAACGAACGGAUUCGAGAGAUGAACAAGCAACAGUUAGAGUAAAAGUAGGCCAUCGAUUAUACACUAUUGGCAUAUUAUCCUAUCGAGAUAUUGAAAAACGUUCACCAAUUCUUUAUUACAUAGCUGCUUGUAUCUGUGGAACAAUUCUAACUAUUUUUAUUGUUAUAUCCUAUAUUCUAUUUCGUCAAACAAAUACAAAACGUGCAAAACAAUUAAAUCGUUUACAAAAUCAAAUUGAUACAUUGGAAAUGAGAGUGGCAAGAGAAUGCAAAGAAGCUUUUGCGGAAUUACAAACGGAUAUCGGAGAAAUGACAAAUGAUUUGUGUCAUUCGGGUGUACCAUUUCAUGAUUAUCGAAUAUUUUGUAUGAAAAUAUUAUUUCCAAAUGCGACAGAUGAAGAAAAAUAUAUGAUGUUACAUCAUGUAGAACUACCGGUUAAUGCAAGUAGACUUAACAACAUUCAUCAGGGUCUCCGUUUAUUAGGACAAUUAUUGUACAAUAAAACGUUUCUCUUAUUAUUGAUUCAAGCAUUAGAAGCAGAUAAAAUACGAUUUCGUUUAUUCGAUCGUUUAACAUUCGCAUCAAUAAUUAGUAUUCUACUUCAAGAUAAAUUGGAAUAUUUUACAGAAAUAUUGAAAAUAUUGUUAGCUGAUUUAAUUGAUAAACAAUUGCAACAAGAUCGUAAUAAUUCAAAAAUAUUACUAAGAAGUAAUGAAUCGGUUGCAGAAAAAAUGCUAACAAAUUGGUUUGCAUUUCUUUUAUAUCAUUAUAUACGCGAUCAUGCGGGUUCUCCAUUGUACAUUUUAUUUCAAUCUGUUAAACAACAAAUUCAUAAAGGUCCCGUUGAUUUUGUGACAAGUGAAUCAAGAUAUUCGUUGAGCGAAGAUAAACUUAUUCGUCAACAUGUUGAUUAUAACUCUUUAACAAUAUUAGUGUCUGAGCUCGAUAGUAAACCAGUACCGGUGAAAGUUCUUAGCUGUGAUACAAUAACUCAAGUGAAAGAAAAAAUAUUGGAUACAUUUUAUAAAGAAUUACGAACAGAUGCGUAUAGAAAACUGUUGACUGAUGAAGACAAAAAUUCUAUAUCGGACACAUACGGUUUUAUUCAAUUACAAACACUUUCCAGUUACAAGAUCCAUGAUGGUGCAAGAUUAUAUUUAACAUUGAAACAGACGGCUAUUAAUUCCGAUGUUUUCAAAACAUCAUUUGCAUUCCGAAAGAAGAUUGAUAUUAGUACAACUUGUUACAGUGUGAAUUGUUGCGCAAAAAAAACAUCAAUAGAAGAAGGAGAAAAUCAAACAUUAUUGAGUAAAACCGUACACAAUGGUCAGAGUACGCCCAUUAGUCGAAAAGAUAGUUCAAAUUAUCAAAAAUCCAUUUCUGAACAAUUAAUUAAUCCUAUGAAACUUGAAAAACAUAAUCGAUUUUAUCAUUUAGUAAAGCCAACUGAUAUUAAUCAUCAACGAGAAGGAAAAUUAGUAUCUGAAGUAUAUUUGACACGAUUACUUGCUACCAAAGGAAGUUUACAACAAUAUAUUGACAAUUUUUUUGAAACAAUAUUCAGACUCUCCGAUUUACCUACGGCAGUUAAAUAUUUAUUCGAUUUUCUAGAUGAUCAAGCACAAUUACGCAACAUUACAGAAACACAUAUUAUUCACACGUGGAAAAGUAACAGUUUACCUCUACGAUUUUUUGUGAAUAUAAUUAAGAAUCCCGAUUUUAUUUUUGAUGUUCAAAAAACAAAUGUUAUUGAUGCAUCAUUGUCUGUAAUUGCUCAAAUGUUUAUGGAUAGUUGUUCGGCUGGAAGUCAUGAAUUAACAAAAGAUUCACCAUCAACAAAAUUAUUAUUUAAUCGUGAUGUUCAAAAAUACAAAAAACUUGUUGAAAAAUACUAUGACAGUAUCUGUCAGUUACCAUCAGUAUCACUUGUUGAUCUAAAUACAAUCGUGAAAGAAUCAACUCAACAAUAUCAUCGACAAGAGUUCAACUCUACAUAUUUAUUAUUUAGAUUAUAUGAUGAAUUUAUCAGUAAAUAUAAAGAAAAUAUACGAACAGCAAUGGAAAAUGAUUUAUUAGCAAAACAGUAUAGACUCUCAUUAUUACUAGAACAGAUUAUAACAACAAUGGAAACGUUUGAACUUGAUGUUUAA